CGUAAUUGCUGAAGUAGUACUGAAAAAAACCCUGAAACGACAGUAGAGGAGCGGCUGAUACAGUAGAAGUUUGGAGGAAAACACAGAGGACCAUCCAUCUGAUUCGUUUCUUUAAUUCAAGACCACGUCCAUUCCGUGAUUAAAUCAUACAGUCUGGGUUUUCUGCCUUGGUCUUGGCCCCUGCCUCGAAGGAGGCCUCUUCUGUCGCAUCCAUGUUGCCACCUGCAUCUUCCUCCAGGCUGAAGUACCUGUCCCUGGGGGUGCUGGUCUUCCAGACGACUUCCCUGGUCCUGACCAUGCGCUUCUCCCGCAAGCUGCAGGUCGAGGGCCCGCUGUACCUGGCCUCCUCCGCCGUAGUCUCCGCCGAGCUGCUCAAAAUCCUCCUCUGCACCCUGCUUGUCUUCAAGGAACACAGCUUCAGUGUGCGGGCUCUGAAUCGCAUGAUGAAGGAGGAGAUCUUGAACAAGCCCAUGGAGACGUUGAAGCUGGCGAUCCCCUCUGGGAUCUACACGCUCCAGAACAACCUGCUGUACGUUGCCCUUUCCAACCUGGACGCAGCCACUUACCAGGUGACUUACCAGCUGAAGAUCCUGACCACGGCCCUGUUCUCUGUGUCCAUGCUGGGGAAGAAUCUUGGUAUCUACCAGUGGCUGUCCCUGCUCAUCCUCAUGGCUGGAAUCGCUCUUGUACAGUGGCCUACAGAGUCUCUGGGAAUUCCAGAGCAGAAGGUUUUGUCCGCAGGCUCCCAGUUUGUGGGGGUGGUGGCCGUCCUGGUCGCCUGUGUCUCCAGCGGCUUUGCGGGAGUCUACUUUGAAAAGAUCCUCAAGGAGACCAAACAGAGCGUUUGGAUCCGAAACAUCCAACUAGGCUUGUUUGGUUUGGUGUUUGGUCUCUUUGGCGUGUUUGUGUAUGAUGGAGAGAGGGUGCAGGAGUCCGGGAUGUUCCAAGGCUACAACAGCCUUACCUGCACAGUUGUGGCCUUACAGGCUCUUGGAGGACUGGUCAUAGCAGCUGUCAUUAAGUAUGCAGACAAUAUCCUGAAAGGGUUUGCCACGUCCCUCUCAAUCAUCCUCUCAACCCUCAUCUCUUACUUCUGGUUGCAGGACUUUGACCCCACCAGUGUGUUCUUCCUGGGCGCCAUUCUUGUCAUUGCUGCCACCUUCCUCUACGGCUAUGAGCCCUCUUCCAAGCCCCUCUGAAUCAGGGGGAGCGUUGCGAGGGGGAGACCCAGAGCUGACCAACCCAGAGCAUAGGGAGCAUGUGAAGGCAAUAUAGAGAAAGGCGGAACAAUUUACAAAAUUAAGGGAAUUUAUCAACACUGCAAACCUCACAGGAUUAAAGAUGGAGCAGAAGGACAUAUGAAUGUGCUACAGACAUUCACCUCGGUGGAGGAGAAGGACCUAGCAGUAGGAAGCCGCUCUGGCCUGUACGGGUACAGCACAUUGCUACUGCUCUGUCACACGACAGAGCCAAGCAGACUGGAACAUGACUUCAAGAUUUCUGAUCAAUGUGAAAGCUUUUUGGGGGAGUUCUGUGCAAUCUCCUAUUAUGUACUCUACAUAGAGAAAUUAUGUUACCUUUGUGCAACUGAAACCCACACGAUCAAGGCCGGAUCUACCAUAUGGGCAAUCUGGGCACAUGCCCAGGGGCCCUUGGGCAUAGAGGUGCCCUCCGUGAUCGGAUAAUUAUUAAUAUUCUGUAUUUUUUGGGGCUAAAUAAAAACAGUCUACAGAAGACUUGCUUGGCCCUUGAUCUUUACAUUUAGUAGACGCUCUUAUCCAGAGCGACCUACAGUAAGUACAGGGACAUUCUCCCCGAGGCAAGUAGGGUGAAGUGCCUUGCCCAAGGACACAACGUCAUUUAGCACGGCCGGGAAUUGAACUGGCAACCUUCAGAUUACUAGCCCGCUUCCCUAACCGCUCAGCCACCUGACUCCAAA
Molecule: messenger RNA, 1939 nt
Organism: Osmerus eperlanus (European smelt)
Lineage: Eukaryota; Metazoa; Chordata; Actinopteri; Osmeriformes; Osmeridae
Gene: slc35a3b
Product: solute carrier family 35 member A3b
Exons: 7
Coding region: 213-1199 (328 amino acids)
Biological process (GO): pyrimidine nucleotide-sugar transmembrane transport
Cellular component (GO): Golgi membrane
Molecular function (GO): UDP-galactose transmembrane transporter activity
Source: RefSeq, a predicted model, not a curated record